Messenger RNA from Mus caroli (Ryukyu mouse), 923 nucleotides. RefSeq names its product DNA damage inducible transcript 3 (gene Ddit3). Gene Ontology annotation, biological process: negative regulation of transcription by RNA polymerase II; intrinsic apoptotic signaling pathway in response to endoplasmic reticulum stress; ER overload response. The record is from RefSeq and is a predicted model, not a curated record. Lineage: Eukaryota; Metazoa; Chordata; Mammalia; Rodentia; Muridae. Gene Ontology annotation, molecular function: transcription factor binding; protein heterodimerization activity; DNA-binding transcription activator activity, RNA polymerase II-specific. Gene Ontology annotation, cellular component: CHOP-C/EBP complex; cytoplasm; CHOP-ATF4 complex.
GCCCCCCCCCCCAAGGAGGGGCCGGACAGUAUAAAAGAUACUCGCUCCCCGCUCCUGAGGUCAGUUAUCUUGAGCCUAACACGUCGAUUAUAUCAUGUUGAAGAUGAGCGGGUGGCAGCGACAGAGCCAGAAUAACAGCCGGAACCUGAGGAGAGAGUGUUCCAGAAGGAAGUGCAUCUUCAUACAUCACCACACCUGAAAGCAGAACCUGGUCCACGUGCAGUCAUGGCAGCUGAGUCCCUGCCUUUCACCUUGGAGACGGUGUCCAGCUGGGAGCUGGAAGCCUGGUAUGAGGAUCUGCAGGAGGUCCUGUCCUCAGAUGAAAUUGGGGGCACCUAUAUCUCAUCCCCAGGAAACGAAGAGGAAGAAUCAAAAACCUUCACUACUCUUGACCCUGCGUCCCUAGCUUGGCUGACAGAAGAGCCAGGGCCAGCAGAGGUCACAAGCACUUCCCAAAGCCCUCGCUCUCCAGAUUCCAGUCAGAGUUCUAUGGCCCAGGAGGAAGAGGAGGAAGAGCAAGGAAGAACUAGGAAACGGAAACAGAGUGGUCAGUGCCCAGCCCGGGCUGGGAAGCAACGCAUGAAGGAGAAGGAGCAGGAGAAUGAGCGGAAAGUGGCACAGCUAGCUGAAGAGAACGAGCGGCUCAAGCAGGAAAUUGAGCACCUGACCAGGGAGGUGGAGACCACACGGCGGGCUCUGAUAGACCGCAUGGUCAGCCUGCACCAAGCAUGAACAGUGGGCAUCACCUCCUGUCUUGUCUCUCCGGGAGUGUACCCAGCACCAUCGAGCCAGCGCCAAGCAUGUGACCCUGCACUGCGCAUGCUGAGGAGGGGACUGAGGGUAGACCAGGAGAGGGCUCGGCUUGAGCAUACAGGGUACAUUGUUUAUUACUGUCCAUGUCCAGUAAAGUGACUGUGUCAACA